UAGUCUUAGUCUUAGUAGUAGUCUUAGUCUUAGUAGUUUUAGUCUUAGUAGUUUUAGUCUUAGUAGUCUUAGUCUUAGUCUUAGUAGUAGUCUUAGUCUUAGUAGUAGUCUUAGUCUUAGUCUUAGUCUUAGUCUUAGUCUUAGUAGUUGUCUUAGCAGUAGUCCUAGUCUUAGUAGUCUUAGUCUUAGUAGUAGUAGUCUUAGUCUUAGUCUUAGUAGUUUUAGUCUUAGUAGUAGUCUUAGUCUUAGUAGUCUUAGUCUUAGUAGUCUUAGUCUUAGUAGUCUUAGUCUUAG
Molecule: messenger RNA, 294 nt
Organism: Volvox carteri f. nagariensis
Lineage: Eukaryota; Viridiplantae; Chlorophyta; Chlorophyceae; Chlamydomonadales; Volvocaceae
Exons: 1
Source: RefSeq, a predicted model, not a curated record